Odocoileus virginianus texanus is the source of this 1263-nucleotide messenger RNA. RefSeq lists its product as uncharacterized. NCBI's taxonomy places the organism in Eukaryota, Metazoa, Chordata, Mammalia, Artiodactyla, Cervidae. The record is from RefSeq and is a predicted model, not a curated record.
AUGUUACAAAUUUACCCCUUCCUUUCUACUAUCUCUCUGCAGUCCCUAGCCGGUUUCCCCAUCUUUGAAAAGCUUGGUUACUCGCUAGAUCGUCGCCAGGCAGUGCCAGGGCAGAGAACUUCACCACCUCCACACACGUCUCGCUUCCUUCCUCCGCCCACCUUCGUGGGAAGACACGUGGGCCCUUCUCUCUUUUCACCCCGAGCGAGAGGAGCCCGUCUCCUAAGACAAGGCGUCCCUGGCCACGCUGUGGCUUUCGGUCCAUCUGCUGCUUUGGGCAUCGCCACCCGAUGCGCCAGAGGCUGCUCCAGCGCACGCACUGCGGCCUUCAGCUCCGCGCGCAGCCCCGCACGGUGUAAAGCAACCAGCCCCAGGACCCCACAACCUCCCGGGGGGGGCGAGCACUCACCUGCGCUCGGAAGUAGAGGAACAGGGCGACGCUGCAGACGACCUGGCCCAGCCCCAGCCCCAGGAGGGCCACGAAGGUGGAGCGGGAGGCGGCGGCGGCCGCGGGGGUCGCGGGCGGCGGCGGGGCGUGCCCCAACUCUUAUAAACCGCCUCGGGAGGGCUGGCCCCGCGAGCCAACCCGCCCCGGGCGAAGCUGCCUCUUCCACUCCCACCCCGGGCUCGCCUUCCUUCCUUUCGCCCUCCCUCCCUGCCCCUCUCACUGAAAGGCCUCCUCCCUCCCCGUCGGGGCCCUCGUGGGUGGAGGCUGUGGGUUGGUCCAGCGGUUCCCAGACACCACUUGCCCGUCGUCUGAACGUCGAAGAGAUGGGCUUUCUGAAAGUCCAAGAGCUGGAUGCCAUCCCACGAUGUUCCGACAUCCACAGGCUGGAGUGGAAAGUCCACUGUCAAUCCACAAGUUGCUUCUUCAAUGACUUUCUUUCUCAUUUUCAUGGAGAAGGUUGCCUGCUUUACUUGUUUGGAGAUAAGAUUAACCACGUCGGCUUCUUAGAGAAUGGGAGAUUCGUGAUCUCACAAAGCAGACCAGAAACUGGAGGAGAGAGCAGGCGAGUGGGCAAGAACGGUGUUAUUCUUCUGUUUGGUGAACCCCUGCUGAACGUCUAUAUGCUGAAGCCAUGUGAUGGGGAUACUAAGAUGAAGAAGACCCAAGGCCAGCACUCAAAAAGCCACAAUACCUUGUGAGGAAAGUGGGUAAGAAAAUCAACAAUUAUAUCUCAGUGUCAUAAGUUUUACACAGGAGGUCUGCACACAAUGUUUGAAAGAAGAGAAUUUGGGCUUCCCAGUGGCAACAGAGGGGAA